AGGCUAAUCUUGUUGGAAAAGAGAAGAAACCACACUCUGUCUCUGUCUCUUCUCGGCUUCUGCUCCACCGCAGGGCACGGGGGUACUAGCUGCUCCUCUUCUCCUCCUCACCGUCUCCACCACCUCGCCUUCUCCGAGUUCUUUCCGCUUCGGUCGCCUCCCUGGCCGUAGACCCACCUCGCCGGAGGAGCCGAGACAGCCCUCCCCUCUCUCGUCAGACUCGUGGAUUAUAACGAGAUAGAACUUGACUUGGUUGUUAGACUGGCUGGACGGAGAGGGACUAAAGGAAAUGGAACAGCAUCUCAUGUGCCCUAAAGGAGGAGCAGGAUCUGUACUCAACCUUAAUCCAGGCUCUGCACUAUCUAUUGCAUAUCACACAAAGUAUGGUCCACAUGAUGAUAUACUUCUUCUUGAGCUUGAUGAGAAGCUCCUCCCUGAUGUCACAAACCAGAGGGUUUUCUUAAGAGGGCAGCCUGAUGAAGAUGCAGUUCUUUGUACUCAAUCCAAGACUUAUGCAAUCAAGUUUGUUGGUACUUCUAAUUCUGUGUGCCUUGUGCCUCCAUCCAAUCAAUCAGAGACAGGCAAAGAGUUGCAAGAUUGUGCGGGAAAUGGUUGUGACCAUGAAGCCGCAAUAGUGAUCAAACUCGCAUCUGGUAGUAUGGAAAUUGUUGAAGUUGCCCCGAGGCUUGAUAAGCUCAAGUCCCUUCUUUCACAGGCUCCUUAUGGGAUUGAGGAGGCAUCGGAGAUGGAGGUGGAAGGGAUGGAAAGAGACAAAACAGGUUUGUAUAAGUGGGAUGAUCUUGUCAAUGAGGUUCAAGCAAGUGAUGAAGAACUGAGAUCUGGACUGCAGGCUCUUUCGGCAGUUGAGAUUGAUGGGUAUUGGAGGAUAAUAGACAAUUCUUACAUGGAUAUGAUCCUGAGGAUGCUUUUGCACAACUCCGUAUUGAUGGACUGGCCACUUAAUGCUCUUGACCAAGAUGAAGUAUUUGGUGUUCUUGCAUCAGAUGGUUUUCCUCGCAAGGUCGCUCACCAUUGUUUGUCCAUGUAUGGUGACAAGUCAGAGGAAGAUGGGAGCAAGUGUAUCUGGAAACUGGAUGAGAAACGGGUUUGUGUGCAUUUCGCAAGGAAUAUCCUGAGGGAGGGGAAGAUGAAGAUGGAGAAAUUCAUAGAGGAGUGGAGUCGGAGGAUUCCUCCUGGGAUGGAGGCCAGUCUUCAAAUGUUGGACGGGGAAGUUCUGACAGAGAAACUUGGCAUUGAUACAUGGGUUCGAGGAUUCAGCGUUUCUUCUCUCCCAUCUACUCCAUCUGAGCGAUUCUCCAUUCUCUUCAAAGAGCGGCCUAGAUGGGAUUGGAAAGAUUUACAACCCUACAUCAGGGAUCUGAGCAUUCCGGGUCUAUCUUUGGAAGGUUUGCUGCUCAAAUACACCAGAAGAGUUCAGCCGAACCCUGAUGCAGAGCCUGUUUUCACUGCAAGAUAAAACUCUAACCCUGCCUAGCGACUAGUGACGCCUGUUUGGGAUGAAUCGUGGAUAUCUUUUGAAGCAUGAAAGUUAAAUGGUUGAGUUUGUUAGACCACAGUCUGAAGUCUAAUCUCAGCAUUUCUUUUUUAUGAUUGUGCCAAGAAUGAAUUUAUAAUCUCAUUGUAUUUCAGAUGGGGGAAAAAGAAAGUAUCAAGUUUGUAAAUUACGCAUAACCACUUUUUUCUUUGAGGCCUUUGUAAGUUGACCAAAAACAUUUUCUUGUUGACCAAAGAAUUUUGUGUUACCAGCCAUAGGAAAAUGAGGAAUUCAUGAGCACUUUCCUGUAAA
Molecule: messenger RNA, 1807 nt
Organism: Punica granatum (pomegranate)
Lineage: Eukaryota; Viridiplantae; Streptophyta; Magnoliopsida; Myrtales; Lythraceae
Source: RefSeq, a predicted model, not a curated record